AUGACGCCAGACAACUACCUCCUCCUGCGCGUGUCCAUCACUGCGCAUCGGGCGCCGAGUCUCCACUGCGCCACGCCGCCGAGAUCCAUCGUCAUCAAUGUAGCGGAUAGAGGUCUGGAGCUUCUCCAUGGCGAUGCCUUCAAGAAGGAGGAGCCCGCCGCGCGGCUGGCGUACGUCCGGACGGAGGAGAAGAAGGACAGCGAGGACGCGGCGACGAUGCCGUUGGAGGGGAUGAAGCCCGGCGGCGGCGUGGCGAUCCAGCAGGGCGGCGACCCGGGCACGGUGCCGUCGGGGAGCGGCGAGCACGCGAAGGAGGAGAGCGGCGAGCACGGCAAGGAGGGGAGCAGCAGCACCAGCAAGGAGGGGGAGAAGUCGGCCAAGAGCUGCCUGACCAAGGAGGAGUGCCACAAGAAGCGGCUGCUGUGCGGCAAGGGCUGCACCCUCUCCGCCCACGCCAAGUGCGCCGCCAAGUGCUCCAAGUCCUGCAUCGCCACCUGCUAG
This is a messenger RNA of Triticum turgidum subsp. durum (durum wheat), 501 nucleotides long. NCBI's taxonomy places the organism in Eukaryota, Viridiplantae, Streptophyta, Magnoliopsida, Poales, Poaceae. The record is from the annotation of a GenBank genome assembly.